AUGCCCAGCUCACUGCUUCACCGGCGGAGCCUCGUCGAAGUAAAAUUCGCGCAGCAACGAGGGAGUGACACGUCGCACGUCCCCUUUAAAGUUGUGCGGACGCCUUCUGGAAACCUCCCCGUCUACUCGCGCGUUCGGAAGCACGGCACAGAGGUUACCACCAUUGUUCGCCACGCCUUUGGAGACAUAACAGCAAUGAAGAAAGAUUUGGUGGCGAUCUGUGAGGCGCCGGUUCGCGAGCGUUUGGGGACUCUCGAGGUCAAGGGCCUGCAUGUGUUAAAAAUCAAGCAGUGGCUUCGCUCCCUCGGUUUCUGA
Messenger RNA from Neospora caninum, 315 nucleotides. RefSeq lists its product as hypothetical. The record is from RefSeq and is a predicted model, not a curated record. Gene Ontology annotation, cellular component: ribosome; mitochondrial large ribosomal subunit. Bases 1 to 315 code for a protein of 104 amino acids. Gene Ontology annotation, molecular function: structural constituent of ribosome. Gene Ontology annotation, biological process: translation. Lineage: Eukaryota; Apicomplexa; Conoidasida; Eucoccidiorida; Sarcocystidae. The transcript is spliced from 3 exons.